ACCAGACCACUUCUCAGCGGAUCAACUUGACAAUGCAGGCCAUGAACCGCCGCAUGUCCAUGAACACUCAAACAACACCGUUCCCUAUCAUGGGUCAAUCCCCGAUGGCCAAUGACAACACUCCUUUCUUCUCCGGCAUGGCCAAUCCUCACAUGGCCGCACCGAACAUUCCUUAUUUCAUCAAGCCACUCCCACCGCGGAUUGGACCCGAUGAGGUGGCUUACCUUGAGAAGAAGGGUGCCCUCACGGUCCCGACAGGAACGCUCAGAAACGAGCUCCUUAAGGCUUAUAUCGACUAUGUACAUCCGUAUAUGCCCUUGCUUGACCUGUACGACUUUGUCAUGAUCGUGGAGAGUGGGAAUGGCACCCUUGGGCGGAUCAGCUUGAUACUGUUCCAAGCGGUCAUGUUCGCAGGCUGUGGUUUCGUCGACAUGAAUCACCUUCACGCAGCUGGUUACCUGACCAGAAAAGAAGCACGAAGGGACUUCUUCCAAAAGACCAGGCUCUUGUACGAUUUUGAUUACGAGUCAGAUCGUGUGUCGCUCGUCCAAGCACUGCUUCUGCUCACGUAUUAUUACGAGACCCCCGAUGACCAGAAGGACACGUGGCACUGGAUGGGCGUUGCGACAGCCGUUGCUCACACCAUCGGCCUUCAUCGAAACCCCGAACGGUCGAACAUGGAUUCCAAGCGAACGAAGCUAUGGAAGCGAAUUUGGUGGUCCACUUACAUGCGUGAUCGCCUCAUCGCUCUUGGGAUGCGUCGCCCGACGCGCAUCAAGAGUGAAGACUUUAACGUGCCGAUGCUCACCCUCGAUGACUUCGAGUGCGUUCCGAUCCCCGAGAGCGUGACUUGCGUCAGCUCGGAUUGCUUGGUUGCCCGCGAUGUUGAGAGGCAGCGCCAAUUGGCGGUCAUGUGCAUUGAGAAGGCCAAACUGUGCCUCUGCAUCUCGCAUGUGCUCAGCAAGCAGUACUGUGUCCUCAACAACAACCAAGGCCUUGUCAAUGAUCGAACCACCAUGAUGCUCCUACCCAAGAAAUUGGAUCCAGAGACAUCGGAGGUCCGAAUCUGCGAUGAUGAGUUGCAAGCCUGGUAUGACGGUCUUCCUCCGGAAGCUCAAUACCACGAAGGCUCGAGCGGCAAUGACUCAAUCGAUCUCAACAAGAGCUUGCUGCACAUGGUGUUCUUCACCACCCUUUCUGCUCUUCACCGACCGCAAGUUCUGCCCUCCACGCCGUCAAGUUCGCCGAGUAGCCCAGCGGGUUCCGAGCUGCUUGACCGGUCCCGCACCAGCGUGCGUCGGGCAGCCACCGCCAUCACGGCGAUCGCCCAGCAGCUCGACAAGCAAAACCUUGUCCGCUUCCUACCGACGACCGGCGUGACGGUCCUCCUCCCUGCCAUCAUCAUCCACCUCCUCGACAUCAAAUGCCCCAACGAAGAGACCCGCAAAGCUAGCCUCCGCGGAUUCUGCCAAUGCAUGCACGUUAUGGGCAAACUACGCGAGCUGUACGCCGCCGCGGACUACAGCACCGCCUUCUUGGAAGCCGCGAUCCGCAAGGCCGGCAUCCAGAUUGGUCCCGCCAAUGCCGUCUCCUCCCCUCAGAUCACCAAACACGGCAAGCAGCGCUCCAAACCUGCCACCGUCGCCGACCUCGUCUCCGCCAGUCGCUCCCUCGACGGCCUCAUCUCCACCGCCCCUUCCACUACCCCCCUAAAUCUCGGCACCAUGGCCGCCACCGCGUCCGCCCGCACCCUCACUCCACCACCCGAUCCCGCCACCCUCUCCCCCGGCCAUCAGGCCAUGCGCGUCCCAGCCGUCCCUGGCACCAUCUCCGACCCCGCGCAGUCCCUCACCGACACGUCCGGGAUCCCCGACGAGGAGGUGGCGCGGCGACUGGAGACGUUCCUGGCGAGCACGCCGCCGGGAUCGCACACGAGCGAGUCGGGCGCACACGCGGCGGUGCCGGCGAGUGGUGAUAGCUCGUACGGGUCGCAUGAUGACGACGUGAUGAUGAUGGAUGUCAUGGGCGCGAAGGGUGCGAAGUUGGCCCCUGUCGGCGCGGGCCUGGAUGGGUUCCGCGAGCUGAGUGCGAAUCUGAAGUUGGAUGACCUGACUGGGAAGGAUGGCGAGGCGCUGAUGUUGUGGGGUGCCGGUGGAGUACCGGAGUUUGAAGGCGAUGAUGCCGGUGCGUUUGAGAGCUUGUUGGAUUGGGAGGGUGUCGCCGGGGGAGAUAUGGGGGAGUUGAAGUGGGAUGAGUUGGAUGGCGCUGGAAACGAUAUUUGGGUCACUGGAGGGCUACUGCCCUGAGUCUGCUUGGUAACGACGGAUCGAUACGAUUUUGCUAUGGGAGGUUGGUGUUAGAAAAGUGCAUUUUACAUAUCUGGAUUAGGGCGCUUCAUUGCUUGUCUUCACGACAUCAGACACGGCCGUCGAAACGAUUUAGAUAUGGCUCAGAUACGUUUUCACAAAUGAAAUAAAUGUUAAUAAAAAA
Molecule: messenger RNA, 2490 nt
Organism: Eremomyces bilateralis CBS 781.70
Lineage: Eukaryota; Fungi; Ascomycota; Dothideomycetes; Eremomycetales; Eremomycetaceae
Exons: 2
Coding region: 33-2306 (757 amino acids)
Biological process (GO): DNA-templated transcription
Molecular function (GO): DNA binding; zinc ion binding
Source: RefSeq, a predicted model, not a curated record